AUGGAAGGCAACAUAUUUGAAGAAACUGUUGAGGAAAAGAUUUUUGGCGAUUUUAGUUUUGAUCAAUAUCCAUUUUUUACAAAAAACAAAUACGAUGUAGUCGACAUACGACAGUUGACUUGUAAAUUCUUGCACAAAAUAAUAGGUAAAGAAAAACAUGAUCCGGAUAAAUUUGACAAGAUUAUGAUUAAAAUGUCAAAAAUAUUUGAAGCACAUAUUAUUAGCACAAUUGGAAGUAACGAGAACAUAAAUAAUGAUGACGAUAUGGAUAGAUUAGAAGAUCAGAUAAUCGAACAUUUAUCGUUAGAUAUAACUAAAUUAGCAAAAUUAUUUGCUGCAUUCUCUACUGAGAUUAUUAAUUCAGAUAAAUAUGGAAUGAUUGACUUGAGGCCAUAUAAAUUAUCUGGUAUCAAUACAUCAGUAUUAAAUGCCGGAAUAUUUUCUAGAGCUGGUAAUCAAGUUAAACUAUCUCAAAUAAUAAAUUAUUUAGAAGAUCUAAAUACCAAUUUUUUUGAAGAAUAUAAUAAAAGGAUUAAUAAUAAUUUAAUAGACAACAAAACCACACUUUACAUUAUGAUUAAUUCCAUAGCAAGUAACUUGACACCGUUUGGCACUAAUCAUACAACAUUCGAUAAACCAUGGUUAGAUGAAAAUAUUUCAUUUGCUCAAUUGCUUUACCGAAAUUUAGGUGGUAUUGAUAUGGUCAAACAACAUGCAUUCGAUAGGUUUGAUCCUGCCAUUUUACCAACCUUAACAGAAAUGCAUAGAAAUACUAUUAAGUUCAUUCCUUCAGAAGAUAGUAAACUCGUGUUUGAGUUUGAUAAGGAUAAAAAUACAGUGUUAAUCACGAAACUUUACAUACAUCCACAUUGGAUGGAAACUUUGUGGAAUCUUGUAAUGCUUGAGAUGAGAUCAAAAUGUGAACCAAUAGUUGGUACCGUAACUUGCUUUUAUACAGGUGUAAUCAAAACAAAAGAAGAUUUCAAUCUUGCUUAUCAGCUUGGCAUGAUUUAUAGUGGACCAAUGAAUUUUCCACGAUUUCAUGAAAUUAUGUGCAAAAUUUCUGAAGUAAGCCAUUAUAAUUCGACUCUCAAAGGCACUAAUACUGUCAGAAGUCUUGUGUCAACUGUGGAAGCAUUGCAAAACAACACUCUUUUGCAGUUAUAUAUAAUUUCUGGAGGAAAUGUGUGGAUAAGAAUCGUUAAUAUUUCAGCUACUAUUAUUUUGGUACUUACUACGGUACAAACCGUCAUAUCAGUUCUAUCUUAUAAAAUAUCACUAGAGCAAAUGAAUUCAUGUGAAUAA
Cetraspora pellucida is the source of this 1305-nucleotide messenger RNA. The record is from the annotation of a GenBank genome assembly. NCBI's taxonomy places the organism in Eukaryota, Fungi, Glomeromycota, Glomeromycetes, Diversisporales, Gigasporaceae.